Paramecium tetraurelia is the source of this 1194-nucleotide messenger RNA. RefSeq lists its product as uncharacterized. The transcript has 5 exons. The record is from RefSeq and is a predicted model, not a curated record. Lineage: Eukaryota; Ciliophora; Oligohymenophorea; Peniculida; Parameciidae.
AUGUUCUUCGAUAAAGAUAGAAUCAUAAAGUUGAUGCAAGCAAACUAAAUAGCAUCUCCUUUAUCAUUUAAAAUAGAUUCUCCUAGAAUAUUUUCAAAAACACCAAAUUCAUAUUCAACAUUAACUUGUGAACUUACUUCACGAGGCAAACCUAAAAUAAAUUUCUUAGCAGAAUUAUCAGACAAUCGAUCCCUGACGAAUCGUUAUAUGUUGAACUCAAAAAAUAAAACGAAAUAACAAAAAAUACAGUUUUGUAAGGAGAAUAAGGUUGUUGAGUCAUCACUUAAAAAAAGCUAAUUGCAUCCAUCAACAGAUUCCUUACUUCAAAAUAUCAACAUAUAAUCUCCUGCUUCUACUUUUAGUUAAGAGUUCAUGAAAAUCAAUUCAAAAUUCAAUUCAGUUAAAAAACUAGAUAAUCAUGAUCAAUAUCUACAGAGAAAGUAGAGUAACUCAGUAAUUUAAUUAAUGAAUAAGAAUGUAUCUUCAAUUGAACCAUGCAAAAACAAUUCAGCGAUGAGAUCAACAGAAAGAAUUAGAUAACAAUUUGAUGAAAUUACACUUUUGGAUUUGAAAAGUCAAAAUAUUUAUUUGUAACAAGAAAAUGCAACUCUGAAAUCUCAAUUGAAAUUGCAAAGCUAAAACUUAAUAUCCAAUAACUUGAAUAGUAAUAUGUAUCUUAAAACUAAAGAUAGAUUUAACCUCUAAUUAAAGGAGAAGAAUGAGAAAUCCAAAUCAACUAUUGAAAAUCUUAAUUCUUAGUUAGAAUUUGAAGGGUCCAUCCAAGAUGAUCUCAGAGAACGAAUGAAUGAAAAAUCACAAGAACUAAAGAAAUAUCAUCUAAUUGAAUAGUAAAUUAAGAAAAUGGAGGAUUCUCAUUUAGAAGGUUUAAGUAAAAUAUUUAAGGAACUCAAAGAAUAACAGGUUUCCCUCAAAAUUCUUAAUCAUACUAUUCUUUGUCUAUCAUAAAUUUCAAUUUUAUUAUCCUAAAAGGAGGAAAUUCCAAUUGAGAUUUUGUUUAAGUAUAAGCAAAUCCCUUAAAUCUCUCAAAUCCUAUUGGAUUAAGAUUAAAUAGAAAAUAUCCUAAAAUCUAAUUCAAAGUUGAUAAAGGAAUUAUAUGAUUUGAUAGGUAAAUCCUUCGAAAAAAUAUCAUACAACUUUGUUUAAUAAUUUUCAUAAAUCUUGCAUAAGUCAUGA